CCGGUUCCACUUCCUCAGUAUCCAAUCCAACUAUCCAUCCAUCUCGCCCCGCAGCUGUGCUCCAAAAAGAAAAGAAAAAUCUCGCCCCGCCCCCAAACCAAACCCUCACCGGCCGGCGCGGAUGGGAGCACCCAGCGGCGGCGCUCUCGCCGAUCCUCUCUUUGCAGUUCGCGCCUCACACAUCUGAUUGGCCGCUCGUUUCCUCCCCGGAGAUGGCGACGGGAUCCAUGGAGGCGGCCCUCAUCGGCGACCCGACGGCCAAGCUCCCCGACGACCUCCUUGUCGAGGUCAUCUCCCGCGUGCCGUACAAGUCGACCUGCUGCUGCAAGUGCGUCUCCACGCGCUGGCGGGACCUCAUCUCCCACCCCGACCACCGCAAAAUAUUUCCCCGGUCGACCCUUGCCGGCUUCUUCUACACAACCCUCGCCACGGACGACCAUCCACAUCUUUCUCAUGGUUACCGAAGCGUCUCCGGAAACUGGUGCCCUCAUGACGCCUCCCUCUCGUUCCCGUCCGAAUACGAGAGCCUUCAAAUCUUGGAUUGCUGCAACGGCCUCCUCCUCUGCCGAGCCCGGAAGUCGACUGACCCAGAGACACUGGAUGACCCCAAGACGCUGGAUUACGUGGUGUGCAAUCCCGCCACCGAGAAAUGGGUAACCGUGCCCGCCACCAAGUGGUCCUGGUUGGUGGACAGUGCUUGCCUAGGAUUCGACCCGGCCGUCUCCGCACACUUCUAUGUGUUCGAGUUGGUACCUGACAUUGCUUGGGAUCCGAGUAAGAGGGACCAUUAUAGCAUCAAAGCGGUUGGUAUUUACUCUUCCGAAUCUGGAGUUUGGACGCAUCCAAUUGAGAUACUCUGCUUAUCAGGUUGCGCGUUUUUGAGCAGAGUGUUGUAUCUAUGUCCUGAUAAUAAUUCAGUUGCAGCCGUCGACGUGGAAGGAAAUUGUAGGAUCAUUCCUAUUCCUACUUCACAUGAUGCCCCUGACUGUCCUAAUGUCUAUGCAUCACAGGGACAGUUGUAUCUCACAAUUCAGGGUGCUUCUGAACUAUCAAUCUGGGUUCUUGAAGAUUCUAGUAGUGAAAAUUGUUGGACCCUGAAGCUCAAUGUCAGCCACUUGCGACUGUUCGGAAUAGAGUAUUCUAGUUCUGAGCAAUAUUAUGGUGUUAUCUCAGCCCACCCAGAACACGAUGUGAUAUUCAUAAUCAAAGGAUUUAGAUUGUGGUACCGACCAGAGAAGAAAUUAUUUUCAUACGAUAUGGAUUCUGGGGAGCUGUGUUUCAUAUGUGAUCUUCCAUGGAAUUCCACGUGCCCUUAUCUUUCCUAUGUUCCUUUGUUCUCGGAGUCAUUGGCAGAUGGGCACUAAUUGUGCUAUGUAUUGGAGCCUCACAAUUGACAGCCUUUCUGAGGAUACUAGAGUUACAUUAAUGGUACCAGCAGGGAAGCAAGGGACUUGGGCAGAGCUUCAUGAAGUUGUGAUAAAGCGGUUGGUGCUUGACUGCACUCAUGUACUGGACUUAUGGAGCUAGCUAGCUAUUUAGUAAACUUAGUACUCUGUUUGUGUUCGAGUGGCCAUUUAUAGCAGCCACGCAGGCGUAACACCCUACUACUUAACUACGGAUAUUUUACCGUUUUCUUGGAACUAUUAUGAAUAUUUUAAUAUCUACGUUCAUCUCUCUGCUUA
Molecule: messenger RNA, 1682 nt
Organism: Triticum dicoccoides
Lineage: Eukaryota; Viridiplantae; Streptophyta; Magnoliopsida; Poales; Poaceae
Exons: 2
Coding region: 213-1364 (383 amino acids)
Molecular function (GO): protein binding
Source: RefSeq, a predicted model, not a curated record